UAAGCCGAUCCCCUGGCUGCGAGCGGCGGGUGGCGGCGACGGUCUUGGUCUGUGGGUUCUUCUCCGCCAUCGCCUGGAGCACGUCACAGAACCAUUCACCAUGUCGAUGGGGCUGGAGAUCGGCGGUGUGGCCUUGUCUGUGCUGGGUUGGUUGUGCAGUAUUAUCUGCUGCGCGUUGCCCAUGUGGAAGGUGUCGGCCUUCAUCGGCAACAACAUCGUGACGGCCCAGAUCCUCUGGGAAGGGCUGUGGAUGAGCUGCGUGGUCCAGAGCACGGGGCAGAUGCAGUGCAAGGUCUACGACUCCAUGUUGGCACUGCCUCAGGACUUGCAAGCUGCCCGCGCCCUGCUGGUGGUAGCCAUCAUCUUGGCUGUUCUGGGCUUAAUGGUGGCCAUCGUGGGCGCCCAGUGCACCCGCUGCGUGGAGGACGAGAGCACCAAAGCCAAGAUCACCAUUGUCUCCGGUGUCAUCUUCCUCCUCUCUGGAGUCAUGACUCUCAUCCCUGUGUGCUGGUCGGCCAACACCAUCAUCCGGGAUUUCUACAACCCGCUGGUGAUCGAGGCUCAGAAGCGGGAGCUGGGCACCUCGCUCUACGUGGGCUGGGCAGCCUCCGCACUCCUGCUGCUGGGGGGGGGCCUGCUCUGCUGCUCCUGCCCCCCCAAAGACGACAGGUACCCCACGGGCAAGGUGGCCUACUCCGCCCCACGCUCAGCCGUCACCAGCUACGACAAGAGGAACUAUGUCUGAGCCCCUCCAGGGUCCCUCAGCAACCCUCGAUAUCCUCCCCCACCCACCCUGGGACCCUCAUUGCCCUCCGUGGGGCCCGGGGGCGGCAGCGCCGGGGCGGGGGGGGGUGCGAAGAAGGGGACGGGGACGGCCGCGGGGUCAGGGCCGGGCUGUGUAAAUAGAGACAGUUUCGGUUAAACACGAGGCAGUUUCGGGUCGGCGGGAGAAGCGGAGCCCGGCGAGGCCCUGCCACGCCGAUGGGGCACGAUGGGGACGGUGCCCCCCUGCUGUGUUCCCCCAUGGCUGCUGGCCCGACACCGUCUGUCCCUGUUACGCGUGGUCUGUACCGGUUACAUUUGUCAAUAAACGUGUCCUGUUUUGGUA
Molecule: messenger RNA, 1108 nt
Organism: Prinia subflava (tawny-flanked prinia)
Lineage: Eukaryota; Metazoa; Chordata; Aves; Passeriformes; Cisticolidae
Gene: CLDN3
Product: claudin 3
Exons: 1
Coding region: 101-745 (214 amino acids)
Biological process (GO): cell adhesion; bicellular tight junction assembly
Cellular component (GO): plasma membrane; bicellular tight junction
Molecular function (GO): structural molecule activity
Source: RefSeq, a predicted model, not a curated record